AUGCCAUCAAAUUCGGAGAGUCAAGCCUUGCGAGUCCGAGCGUCGAAAGCAUGCAGAAGCGGCAAUGUAGAUUGUGCCCUCAUCAGCUCACGCCGCGGCCAAUAUCCACGCAAGCGAGCGAGCACAGUAUCCGAGAGCACGAAUCCGCCUGCACCUCCUCAGGAUGCUGUACCUCUUCUUUCCGUCUCAUCAGGAUCCGCGACGACCAGUCUGCCACCAGAUCGUGUUUCCGGAAGUGUAGACGAUAUUCCUUCAUCACAUGACCCGCACGACAAGCCGCCGACAGCAACUCCGAAUGACCAACAACCUCAACAAGAGAAUGUCACCCCUUAUAGGGACGUGUCUUGGGCAACAGUGUUCAACCACUUCAUGGAUACUCGCCAGAACCAUCGCCGGGACGUGAUAGAUAAGUGCUCAAUCACAUAUCUCGGGGAAUCUUUUCCGCUAGCACUGGUACUUGAGGACCUUAGGGAAGGCGGUAGAACUCGUUUGCACCACUCUGGUCCUCCUGUCGGUACUACUGCCAUCUCGCCAGCCGAUCAUGACCAAGGCACUCACCCUCCACAUAUCCAACUCGAAACAGUCAAGUAUCUGGAGGCCAAGCACGUUUUCGAGCUCCCUUGUCGAAGUGUAUACGAUGAGCUGAUCAUCACAUUCCUAAGCAACGUCUUUCCUCUCUAUCCAGUAGUAGGCUACCAGGAAUUCUAUGACCAGUACAUGUCUAAUAACCUGCCUUGGAUAUUGAUACACGCCUGUUGUUUCAUGGCCACCACUUUCUGCUCGGAUGAGCUCAUACAUAAGUGUGGCUUUGGCUCGAGGAAGGCAGCUCGGCUGGCCUAUUACAGCAAGGCGAAAGCUUUGGUUGAUGUCGAGUACGAAAGGAACAAGAUUGUCCUUCUACAAGUCACAAUUAUGUUGACUUUUUGGGGCGGAGGACCGAAUGACUACUGGAACACGGUGAGCUCAUCCUCCGCUGGAAAUCGCGGUGGUUUCCUCGUUCUGACACUUCCGAAGUGGUCAUGGCUUAGUAGUGCCGUGACCAUUGCAGAGACCCUAGGAAUCCACCGCUCUCUGACUGGCACGAACAUGGCACAAAGAGACCGGAGUUUACUGAAACGCUUGUGGUGGACAUUGGUGAUACGUGACGCUUCAUGUGCCACCCUGGUCGGGCGUCCCUUCCGCAUCAAUAUGGACCAUGGUGAUGCAGAAAUGCCGGCGAUCGUAGACUUCGAAGAUGACAUGCGCAGCCUCCAACGAAUGGCACAUCCACUAGCGGAUAUAUUCGCUCAUUAUCAAAUUGCGGUUACAAGUUUGUCACUGCUUCUCUACGACAUUGAUUACGCUCGCUUCAUACCUGGUCCGAAGAAGAUGAGCAUGUUCGAUGUGUAUAACGCCUUACAGACCUGGCGAAGCGACGUACCCAGCUGUCUGGAAUGGACCGCGCAUCAGAACAUCCUGUGUACAUGCCUGUCAAUGUUGUACGACCACCACAUGAUGCUCGCCUGCCUCGGGCGAUCAGGCUCGGAGGUGGCAGCCUCUCGACUGAACGGAUCUGACGUAGGCGAGGGAAGUUCUAUCGCUGCCGCUUGGCCUUUCUCAACCGAUCUGGCUGCUCAGCGCAUAUCGACUCACGCAUCGUCCAUCAUCACGAAAUCCCAAGCGUUACGAAUCCCGCACGAGACAUACCAAGCGGUCUUCCUUGCCGGCAUAGUCUCAUACGUAUCAAUGCGGAAUCCGAAUAUAGCCGCUGCGCAGCUCGGCCGAGUCAUCCUGGACAACUGCAAUAUGGUGUUGCACACUGUGCGGGAAGCAUGGGAUGCUUCUCCCUGGGUCACUGCCUUGUUCGACGGAUUGACGGCUGGCUUGAGUAAUGAUCCAGGCCCUCAGCACUUGGGACACGGAGUCUACGUUACCGGGCAGAAUCCAGCCUUCAGCUUUGACGACAUUGGAGCAUCGCUCUCUGGCUAUGGUAUGGGCGUCUCUUGGCAAUCAAAUCCAAUGUUGAGCGCUCUAUUCGACAAUAGUUGA
This is a messenger RNA of Recurvomyces mirabilis, 2028 nucleotides long. RefSeq lists its product as uncharacterized. Gene Ontology annotation, biological process: DNA-templated transcription. The coding region runs from base 1 to 2028 and encodes 675 amino acids. Gene Ontology annotation, molecular function: zinc ion binding; DNA binding. The transcript is spliced from 2 exons. Lineage: Eukaryota; Fungi; Ascomycota; Dothideomycetes; Mycosphaerellales; Teratosphaeriaceae. The record is from RefSeq and is a predicted model, not a curated record.